AUGCCACUGAUUCGACAUCUCGAUGAAGAAGACAACGUACCCAACGAGGGCAAAGGAACCUGGAUCCUAGGCAACAUUGCCUUGAGGCAGCAGAAUUCGGCUGCAUCCUCCUUCUAUGGCACGGUGAAGACCCUUUCCCAGCAGGACUUGGAUCGCCCAUUCACUUGGUAUACAUCCAAAGGCCUUGCUGAGGACAUGAUCCGUCGAGUUGUCACUAGUAUGGAGGACCACGGCUGGAACGACCGCCUAGCCAGGGACGGCCACAGCCAGCAAGAGAAAGCGUCAAAAGGAACCAGAGAUUUGGUCUGGCCGCCCAUCGCCUUUAGGAAAUACGUUGGUGGCUUCACUCUCCUCCGCUUCUGGUGUGAUCCCUAA
Molecule: messenger RNA, 375 nt
Organism: Tricharina praecox
Lineage: Eukaryota; Fungi; Ascomycota; Pezizomycetes; Pezizales; Pyronemataceae
Exons: 2
Coding region: 1-375 (124 amino acids)
Source: RefSeq, a predicted model, not a curated record